This is a messenger RNA of Setaria italica (foxtail millet), 2083 nucleotides long. Its product is annotated as ERI1 exoribonuclease 2. Gene Ontology annotation, biological process: exonucleolytic trimming to generate mature 3'-end of 5.8S rRNA from tricistronic rRNA transcript (SSU-rRNA, 5.8S rRNA, LSU-rRNA). Gene Ontology annotation, molecular function: 3'-5'-RNA exonuclease activity; nucleic acid binding. Bases 259 to 1362 code for a protein of 367 amino acids. The record is from RefSeq and is a predicted model, not a curated record. Lineage: Eukaryota; Viridiplantae; Streptophyta; Magnoliopsida; Poales; Poaceae. The transcript is spliced from 5 exons.
UUCGAGUCUUCCACCUGAGAGUCGGACUCGGACUCUCGGAGCCAGCCAGGCAUGAGGAAAUGGUGCGCCGUCCGUACGCCUCCGCCGCCGCCACCGCAUCUAUGCAAUAAAAAUCCAAAUCCUCGGAUCCAAUCUCAAAUCAUCCGCGAAGCAAUUCUCUCGGCAACCUAGAUCGCCCGCAUCGCGUUCAAUUCGUCCCAGCAACCACCGCAAAGGAGAGCCUUGCUCCCAGCAACCACAGCAGAUCCGGCGAACAAGAUGCUCUGCCUCCCCUCCUCCUCCGCGUUCCGGCCGGCCGAUCCGGCGGCGCGUGGCGCCAUGGCUUCGCAGCAGCAGCGCCAGAGCUUUCCUCACGCCUCCACUGCAGCUCGAGGCAUGCUCAGCUUCUCCUCCGCCGUACCGUCCGGGCCGGCAGAUCCUGCGGCGCAGCAGCAGGACUUCCGCAUGCGGGAGUUCGACUACUUCGUCGUCGUCGACUUCGAGGCUACCUGUGAGAAGGAUUCGCGCAUCUACCCGCAGGAAAUCAUCGAAUUUCCUGCGGUCCUCGUCGACGCCGCCACCGGCGGCCUGCUCUCCUCGUUCCGCACCUAUGUGAAGCCGCGGCACCACCCGGUCCUCACCGCUUUCUGCUCCGAGCUGACGGGGAUUCAGCAAGAGCAGGUCGACGGCGGCGUGGAUCUUGCAACGGCGCUGGCCUUGCACGACAAGUGGCUGGCGGCGGCGGGCGUCGCCAAGAACCGUCUCGCCAUCGUCACCUGGGGUGAUUGGGACUGCCGGACGAUGCUGAAGUUCGAAUGCAAUUUCAAGAACAUCUCCAAGCCAUCGUAUUUCAACCAGUGGGUUAACCUCCGGAUCCCCUUCGAGACCGCGUUUGGCGCUGGGCGGCGCAACCUGCAAGAAGCUGUCCGGGAGGCGGGUCUGCAGUGGGAUGGCCGCCUCCACUGCGGGCUCGACGACGCCCGCAACACAGCGCGUCUCCUUGUCGAGCUGAUGCGGCGGGGAGUCCGUAUCUCCAUAACCGGCUCUCUGGUGCCACCGCCUCUGCCAGAGCCAGAGCCAGAGCCGGAGCAGGAGCCGGAACUCCAACAUCAGAGGCGGUGUGGUGACCACACCAGGACCAAUGCACGGACGAUUCUUCUUCGCUUGUGGGAACUGGACGCCGACAUGUCGUUUCUUCCUCUGGGCUGCCUGAUUGCCGGCCAUCUGGACUCCAUCGCAUCAUCGGCGUUAAGCCGCAGGUUUCUUCAUCGCCCAUCCAAUGGCAGGAAGCAACGCUGCAGAAAACAGAGUGGAACUGUUGGACCAGGAUCACAAUGCGGCCUAGUCAGAUGUAAGCAGAGGAGCAAAACAGCGCGAGGAUGAGAGAAAUGGCAUGGAGUUGAUCACCGGAGGGACGAGCUGCUUCUUCAAUCCUGUAUAUUGCUUUGAAUUUGAUCAAGUUUCCCCUUUCCCCAAUAAGCAGCCAGUUGAAAUUGUAUUCUGUAGUAUUGAGAUGGAAGAAGAGGCUAACACAGAGCACCAUGAUUCCAAUAUGGACGGAGGGGCCAAUUAGUAGCAGGAGAUGGUGCUUCUGUAAAAUUUUGCUUUGCAGGGACCAAUUACUGAUAACCUUGAUGGUGAAUUGUCUUUAAGGGAUAAGGAGAAGGAUCCUGAAGAGAAGAUGUCCCUGAAAAGCAGGGACCAAUUACUGAAGACCUUGAUGGUUAAUUGUCUGUAAGGGACAUGGAGAAGGAUUCUGAAGAGAAGAUGGCCAUCAAAAGCUUCACUCAAUUAUUGGCUGGACCAAUCAGUGAUGAUGUUUUUACUGGAGAUUUCGUUUUAUUUUAGCUACUCUGGUUUUGGUACGAGUCAUUUUGCCACAAAUCAUUGAUCUGCUCACAGGUGGAUAUAUAUGUUCAGUUUUCCUUUUUCCAUUUUGCAAGCAUCCUGGAAGCACGCUAGUUCUGUAUAUAUGUUUAGCUUCCAGUGAUGUGCCACCUGAAUGUUUGUGCUGAUAGCUGUGAUGAUUCAUCAGUGCAUUCUCUCUUGUAGCUGUGCUGAGAUCUUGACAUGACAUGGCUAUGAACUACUGUCAAAGUGUCAA